UUGCUGUGCCGUGGAGGAAGGGAGCGCCUGGGUGCUGGGAUUGGAAGGAGGGCCUGCUGGGUUACAGAGGUUGGGUCAGGAGCCUCAAAGGAUAUAGAGUGGUCCUUUAUUCCACUACGAAGUAGACAGCAGGAGAUAGUGGGAUUCAGGCUGAAACCCAGACUGGGGUCAGCUCUGCCAGGGAUCAGCGCAGAUAAGAGGGCAGCCGGGGGGACAGGCAGGAGCAGCCCAUUUCAGGAACGAUGGCCAGUGAGUCGGGCCCUCAGCCUAGAUUGGCUAUGGAGAUCAUGGGCCGGUUCUAUGGUAGUUAACCACCCUAUUGAGCACAUCCUCCACUGUAGCAGCCUGAGCCGGUGUGAAGGCCCAGGAGCAGGGUCCUCUGUUUACAAAGGAGACUGACCUACUUCCCUGGCUGGGGAAGGGCGAUGCCAAGGCUGAGAGAUAGAGUGCAUUUCUCCAAGGCUGAGAGGAGGUGCCCAGGAUGGCCAGCCAGUGAGAGCUGGUGAGCCAGUCAGCCAUUUGGCAGGAGAAACAUCCACUGGACAGCUGGGAGCUCCACUGGGCAGUCAGAUAUUGAGAUUGUCAGCUGGAAAUAAUCGAUGUCUUCCAGACAAUCUAAGAGCCAGCCAGAGAGUCAGACGUGCUGUUGGCCAGGGGCAAACAGGCAACCCAGUAUCCCUUUAACUAGGGACAUUCCAGAGGUUACAAAUAGGCAGAUAGCCUGUUUCCUGGAGAUGGUCAGGCAGUUAGCUGGAACUUCUGAAGGAUCCUGAGAUAGCUGAAGGGUCAGUUGCAUCGUGUGGCCAGCAGGCUGGAGGUUGUGUACUGGAGCAGAGAUGGACAGCUGACAGGUCACAAAGUUUGGAGAGUGUCAGGUGGUCUAACCCACACACAGGGCCAGUUGUGGGGUCAACCAGACAGAGACAGCUGGUGGGAAGGUCAGAUGGCCAACCAGUCACGGUGGUGGCUGGAGGCUGGCGGGAGGUUGGUCUGAGCAGCCCCCACAUUGGAUGGUCAGUCGUUUGGUCAGCCUGGUUGUCAGGACGGUGAGCCAGGGACAGCAUAGGGAGCCAUUUGGACUUUUCUCAGGGCCCUGGAAGUCUUGUGUGGCUACUUAGUAUUGGCCUGUCAGGAGACCCCCCCCAGAUGGUCAGUGCCCCAGAGACGGCCAAACCCUUAGACGCCCAGCCUUAAGGUCCUCCCACUUGAGUGGCCUAAUGGCGGCCUCCCAGCUGGCAGCACUGGAAGAAGUGGAGUCAGGGGCUGGGGAGCUGCCCCUGACCGAGACCAGCCCUUGCUUCCUGUAUUCUGAGGGCCAGCGGUUGGCACUUGAGGCUCUGCUGAGCAGGGGCACAGAGGCGUUUGAGGCCUGCAGGCAGCGCGAAGGGCUGCAGCCCUUCCUGAGUGGGGAUGAGCUCCGGGGCCUGGCAGCGGCUGCCGAGGACUGGACAGCAGCCAAGCAAGAGCCCGGCAGGACAGCAGAGGGAGCCACUGCCACCAAUGGGGACUCUGGCAGCCUGACCUACUGGCCUGGCCAGUCAGAGGAGCCAGUGCCCAUGCUUCGGCUGGGCUGGCCAGAAGACUCGGGCUGGAAGGGUAUCACCCGGGCGCAGCUAUACACCCAGCCACCUGGCGAGGGCCACCCGCCCCUCAAGGAACUGGUGCGCCAGGAAAUCCAGGCUGCCGGCAAGUUGGUAGCUGUUGUCAUGGACAUCUUCACUGACCCAGACCUGCUUUUGGACCUGGUGGACGCUGCCACACGCCGCUGGGUGCCUGUCUACCUGCUCCUGGACCGCCAGCAGCUGCCUGCCUUCCUGACGCUGGCUCAGCAGCUAGGGGUGAACCCCUGGGCCACUGAGAACCUGGACAUCCGUGUUGUGCGGGGCUGCAGUUUCCAGAGCCGCGGGGGACGGCAGGUGAACGGCAGCGUGCGGGAAAAGUUUGUGCUGCUGGAUGGGGAGAGGGUCAUCUCAGGAUCCUACAGCUUCACAUGGAGCGACUCACGCCUGCACCGCGGCCUGGUGACCCUGCUGACCGGUGAGAUUGCUGUCGCCUUCAGCCGCGAGUUCCGGACACUCUACGCGGCCUCCUGGCCACUCCCACCUGCACCCACCCAGAGCCCCUUCAUCAGCACCCUGGGGGGGCUGCAGCUGGCUCGUGGCCCACACCAUGUGGCCCACCGCCGCUCUGUGGCCCCCAUGUCACCGCCACUGCCCGAUGUGUCACCAUUGGCUCAACGCCUGGCCGCCUGCCGAGUCUUCCAGGGGGACACAGAGGAGACCUCGGCUAUCCCAGGGCCUGCGCUUAGCGAUAUCCUGAGGAGCGUCCAGCACGCGCGUACCCCCAGCGGCCCUCCGGCCCGGCCCAGCCGCUCUUUAUGGGACCUGAGCCGCCUGUCCCAGCUGUCGGGCUCCAGUGAUGGUGACAAUGAGCUCAAGAAGUCCUGGGGCUCCAAGGACACCCCAGCCAAGGCCCUGAUGAGGCAGCGGGGUGCUGGGGGGGCCCCCAGGGGUGAGGCCGGGUUCCAGCCCUGGGGUGGCCCCUUGCCCCUCAUCUCUACCCGCCAUUUCCACUAUAUGUCCCCCAACCGAAGGAGGUUUGGUGAGAAUGCUGCGUCCAAACCCUUGGAACCUAGGGGCAGCCGGCAACCGGACUGGGCCACUCAGGCAGGACUCAGGGGGCGACCCUGACAGGAGCCAGAGCCAAACUGGGCUGGCCCAUCUGUCUGUCCGAGGAGAGUUGGAGUUGAGUUCGGUCAGCUUGAAGCUCUCGCGUCUCUCUUGCACCUCUGGCCUCAGUGACUGGGAAGCAGAAGGGAUUUUCCCCCCCACUUAUUCUAGAACUUGGGCAAAGCCCAUGCCCACUCUAAACCUCAAUGCCACAGUCUAGAAAAUGGGUAGAAUGUCUGGAUGAGCUGGGGUCCUGGAACAGUGCAUAUCUGGUUCCGGCUGCAUCAGAACCUCUCUGAGAGGAGGCCUGGCUGAGUGGUCCUCAUGCUGGGCUGUGUGCGGUGAACGUGGGGAAUCCUUGGGACAGAAGGGGCGCUUCCUGACCCACCUGCUGAGGAGUGCGGGUAAAUAGAGCUUGGGUACUGAGCUUGGCCAAGGGGAGGAAGGAAAGAGAGACGCUAAUCUGGGGAGCAGAGCUGAAUCAUGAGGAACUGGAGAUCCGUGGGGCCACACCUGCUGGGGAAUGACUCAGAGCCAUGGAGGGGGACCCAGCAGGUGCUGGAACUGUUUUGUGGGUGCGAAGGGGUGAGUUGUUGGGGCUCCCUUUUACCUCUACUCAGAAUAAAGCCACUUCAUGCCAGAAACUUGCAUUUCCACAGCCGAGAGGGAGACCCAGG
Messenger RNA from Hipposideros armiger (great roundleaf bat), 3346 nucleotides. RefSeq names its product scaffolding CK1 anchoring protein E (gene SACK1E). The record is from RefSeq and is a predicted model, not a curated record. Gene Ontology annotation, biological process: signal transduction. Gene Ontology annotation, molecular function: protein kinase binding. The transcript has 5 exons. The coding region runs from base 1218 to 2690 and encodes 490 amino acids. NCBI's taxonomy places the organism in Eukaryota, Metazoa, Chordata, Mammalia, Chiroptera, Hipposideridae.